Messenger RNA from Oncorhynchus tshawytscha (Chinook salmon), 2075 nucleotides. Its product is annotated as protein LRATD2. The record is from RefSeq and is a predicted model, not a curated record. The coding region runs from base 502 to 1365 and encodes 287 amino acids. NCBI's taxonomy places the organism in Eukaryota, Metazoa, Chordata, Actinopteri, Salmoniformes, Salmonidae. The transcript has a single exon.
UGUGCCAAGUCGAGAUCUGCCUGCCAUCGAAUCCACAGUUACUCCGCAGGCUUCGCUAUCGUCUCUGUGGUGUUGAUGGAAACUAUUCAUGCAGCCUACUUUGUCAGCGAGCACGGACAUAACAUACAUUUAGUCAUCGGGCACGAAGAGCCUGUAGCCUAUUGAUCGAUCUAAUCGUAUUGUGCAUGAUAGUUAAAUGUUCUAACUUUACGCACGUAGAAUAGACUAGGCAACAUCAAUCCACAUCAAGGCACUUGUUGAUUUGAAUAGGCUUCCUCACAGCCGUCCGCUGCUUGGGAGUACUACUUAGUUUUUUGGGGGGGUGACCUGCGGCUACAGAUGGAUCGGAGUCCAUUGGGAGGUUGUCAUUAGUUUACCCAGGUUGUGUGUUACAGAGGCGGCAACAGAUGGCGCUGAUCCUCGACUUUUAAGAGGUGGACAGCCCGGCAGCGUCCUUCAGGAACGUCAACAUCCUCACUAUCAGCUACUGAGGGAGGGGGCAUGGGCAACCAGGUGGAUAAAAUGAAACUGUCACAUCUAAGUUACGCAGAAGUUCCCACAGUGGACCCCAACGGGCUGGACACUGAGGAGGGUCCUCGGAUCGGAGUGUCAUAUAUUUUCUCAACAGAUGACGAGGAACAGGAGGGUGAAAACAGUAACGUAGACGGAGCAGAUAAAGAGCACCACACUGGUACAGAACAGAAACACUACGACAAGCGCAACGAGGUGGAUUGCGCUGUUUACCACCGGGAGGAAUGUAUUUAUGAGAAGAGCGUCAAGACCGCGGGCAUGGAAAUAUACUCCCCCGAGAAUCUACUACCCAAAUGCAAGGCAGGUGACCUGGUGGAGUUUGUAACCACGGGACAGUACCCCCACUGGGCGGUGUAUGUCGGUGACUUCCAGGUGGUGCACCUGCACAGAGCAGAGAUAAAGAACAGCUUCCUGACAGACGCCAGCCAGGGAAGGAGAUGUAGGAUAGUCAACGAGCUGUAUAAAUUCAAAGCCCUCAGCGCCGAGAUGGUGGUUCAGAACGCUAUGGAACAGGUAGGAGCUAAAGACAGAGAGUUGAGCUGGAGAAAUUCAGAGUGCUUUGCCGCUUGGUGCAGGUUUGGCAAACGGGAGUUCAAAAUGGGCGGGGAGAUCCGGAUAGGAAAACAGCCAUACAGGUUAAAGAUCCUGAUGUCAGAUAAACAGUCUCACUUGCUGGAGUUUCAGUGUUUAGAGGACUUGGUCAUGGAGAAGAGGAGACACGACCAGGUGGGAAGGACAUCAGUGGUCCAGGAGCUGGCCAAUCAUUUGAACAGUGUGGAAGAGAUCAAAAGGAAUCCACUCAGUGAUCCAAUAACUGCACAGAUUGCUCAGUGAUCUGAUGGAUUUAAGAUGAUGAUGUCCCUUUCCUAUCUAAUCACAGACCACUAAGUGGAGGACCAAACACACAUUUUAUAAUACAUGUUGAUGAAUUGAAUCAAAUGGCACAUUCUGUUUUUGAUGAAUAGAAUCAAAUGGCACAUUCUGUUUUUUGAUGAAUAGAAUCAAAUGGCACAUUCUGUUUUUUGAUGAAUAGAAUCAAAUGGCACAUUCUGUUUUUGAUGAAUAGAAUCAAAUGGCACAUUCUGUUUUUGAUGAAUAGAAUCAAAUGGCACAUUCUGUUUUUUGAUGAAUAGAAUCAAAUGGCACAUUCUGUUUUUUGAUGAAUAGAAUCAAAUGGCACAUUCUGUUUUUGAUGAAUAGAAUCAAAUGGCACAUUCUGUUUUUUGAUGAAUAGAAUCAAAUGGCACAUUCUGUUUUUUGAUUGAUGGAUAAAAUUGUCUCAAAGGUGCAGAAUAUGAUUUCUUUAUGAAUCAUAAUGGUUGACAUGAUAAUAUACUUUGCAUGUUUUCAUGUCUCUAACAGGAAACUAUCAUACAAACAUACCUAUAUGCGUAAGGUUAUCUCAUUCUGAUGAAAACAUGUUGCAGAGCAUAGGUUGAUCAAUCAUCUCGCUUAUUGUACCGUACCAAUCAUCUGAGUCAAGUAAAUUAUCAUUACAUCUUUGCAAUCGAACUGGCUUUUAUUCCUGUCUGUCUACAGGUGUG